UUUAAGAAUUAUUUUGAAAAGUUUUUACUUGUGAUUAAAAUGCACAUAGCAUAAAAGUUAAUCAUAACCAAGCAUGUAUUUCUUACUUUUUAUAGACAUGCCAGAUCUAGAGAGACCUGAUUUGAUUCAGGUCCAGUUUUGGUGAGGAGGCAAGGACAUACGUAGUGAUGUCUCAUCAGAAGGCAUAGGCAUGCCCAAAGAAAAAUACGAGCCACCUGACCCUCGGAGGAUGUACACGAUUAUGUCCUCUGAGGAAGCAGCAAAUGGAAAGAAAUCACAUUGGGCAGAGCUUGAAAUAAGUGGAAAUGUAAGAAGCUUAAGCUCAUCUUUGUGGUCACUAACCCACUUGACAGCUUUGCAUCUGAGUGACAAUUCCUUGUCCCGCAUUCCUUCAGACAUUGCCAAGCUUCACAAUCUGGUGUACCUGGAUCUGUCCUGUAAUCAAAUCCGUAGUUUACCGGCAGAACUCGGAAACAUGGUAUCACUCAGGGAGCUCCGUUUAAACGACAACCAGUUACGAGUUCUGCCUUUUGAGCUUGGAAAACUGUUUCAGUUGCAAACUCUAGGCCUGACAGGAAAUCCGCUUACCCAGGAUAUAUUGAACCUCUAUCAGGAACCAGAUGGAACAAGAAGGCUACUGAACUAUUUGCUUGAUAAUUUGUCAGGUACUGCAAAAAGAAUUUCAACAGAACAGCCACCUCCAAGAUCUUGGAUUAUGUUACAAGAACCAGACAGAACAAGGCCAACUGCCUUGUUUUCUGUCAUGUGCUAUAAUGUUCUUUGUGAUAAAUAUGCGACACGGCAGUUAUAUGGCUACUGUCCAUCAUGGGCGCUAAAUUGGGAGUACAGGAAAAAGGCCAUUAUUCAAGAAAUUUUGAGCUGCAAUGCUGAUAUUAUAAGUCUUCAGGAGGUUGAAACAGAACAGUACUACAGUUUCUUUCUGGUAGAACUGAAAGAACGUGGCUAUAACGGAUUCUUUAGUCCUAAAUCUCGAGCUAGGACAAUGUCAGAACAAGAAAGAAAGCAUGUUGAUGGCUGUGCAAUAUUUUUCAAGACAGAAAAAUUUACUUUGGUUCAGAAACACACUGUUGAAUUUAAUCAGCUAGCAAUGGCAAAUUCAGAAGGGUCUGAAGCUAUGCUGAACAGAGUCAUGACAAAAGAUAACAUUGGAGUUGCAGUACUGCUAGAACUUCGAAAGGAAUUGAUUGAAAUGUCAUCUGGAAAACCACAUCUUGGAACAGAAAAACAACUUAUUCUUGUGGCUAAUGCUCAUAUGCAUUGGGACCCUGAGUACUCUGAUGUGAAGUUGGUACAAACUAUGAUGUUCCUCUCAGAAGUGAAGAACAUUAUUGAUAAAGCCUCUCGAAGCCUCAAAUCCAGUGUAGUGGGAGAAUUUGGAACCAUUCCACUUGUGUUAUGUGCAGAUCUGAAUUCUUUGCCAGAUUCUGGUGUGGUAGAAUAUUUGAGCACUGGUGGAGUAGAAACAAAUCAUAAAGACUUUAAGGAACUGAGAUACAAUGAAAGUCUUACAAACUUCAGCUGUAAUGGAAAGAAUGGAAUGACCAACGGAAGGAUCACUCAUGGUUUCAAGUUAAAGAGUGCCUACGAGAGUGGCCUUAUGCCUUACACAAAUUACACAUUUGAUUUCAAGGGUAUAAUUGAUUACAUCUUUUAUUCUAAACCUCAGCUGAACACUUUAGCCAUCCUGGGACCUCUGGACCACCAUUGGCUAGUUGAAAAUAAUAUUACUGGCUGCCCACAUCCACUCAUCCCCUCCGAUCACUUUUCACUUUUUGCACAAUUGGAGCUCUUACUGCCUUUCCUGCCCCAAGUUAAUGGCAUUCAUCUUCCUGGCAGGAGGUAGUCAAGUACCUUCAAAGGACAACCUCAGUUUUACUUGUAAGCUCGUGAAAAUCUGAAUAUAAGGGAGUGAGGUAUGGCUACGAAGGAUUUUUUUCAAAAUGAUGAUUUGAAUUUUUAAUCUGAUUAUUUGAUAUUAGGGUAUAGUAUGAAAGCCAGGUGCUAGCAACAAAUUCUGAGCCCAAUAUGCUUUAUAUACUGCUAGACAGGGAUUGGUGUGUUUGCACCUAUUUUUAAUUUGUUACAAGUAAUUUUCCUGUUUCUUCUAUCCAAUAAAAUAUUUUCAUGCCUUGAAAUAGGAAAAUGUUUGAACAGCAUAUUCUCUUUGCACAGAAAUCUGUAGCACUACUUUUUUUUGAGGCCAGUAGUAACACCCAGAGACCAUUCUUCCAGACUUUACUCCCUCCUUUUUCAGACUUGUUUGUAAAAUGUAGAAUUUGAAUUUAGCCUUUAUGAUUGUAUAUGAACCACAGAAGACCUGAUUUAUGACAUUUUGUACU
This is a messenger RNA of Castor canadensis (American beaver), 2360 nucleotides long. The record is from RefSeq and is a predicted model, not a curated record. NCBI's taxonomy places the organism in Eukaryota, Metazoa, Chordata, Mammalia, Rodentia, Castoridae.